Messenger RNA from Cuculus canorus (common cuckoo), 4384 nucleotides. RefSeq names its product protein tyrosine phosphatase non-receptor type 22 (gene PTPN22). The record is from RefSeq and is a predicted model, not a curated record. The transcript has 22 exons. Gene Ontology annotation, cellular component: nucleus; cytoplasm. Gene Ontology annotation, biological process: positive regulation of toll-like receptor 4 signaling pathway; negative regulation of T cell activation; positive regulation of CD8-positive, alpha-beta T cell proliferation. Gene Ontology annotation, molecular function: non-membrane spanning protein tyrosine phosphatase activity. The coding region runs from base 583 to 3066 and encodes 827 amino acids. NCBI's taxonomy places the organism in Eukaryota, Metazoa, Chordata, Aves, Cuculiformes, Cuculidae.
ACAGGCUGAGAGAGUUGGGGUUGUUCAGCCUGGAGAAGGGGGUUGGAACUGGAUGAUCUUUAAGAUUCCUUCCAACCCAAACUAUUCUAUGAUUCUAGACCACACUACCAGGGAUGGGGAAUUGCAGCUGGAAGAAUUAACCUGGAGCAUGCCCAUAGGUUUUCACCGUUCGGACACAGCGGUGCAGCUCAGGGAGCAACUCAUGGGCCCUGGGUUUUGGAGCUCAGCGCCCGCCUGUAGGGUUCUUUCACAGCAUUUUGCAGGUAGCGUGGAAAACAGGCGAAGCGAUGAGUAUGAAGGGGAACUGUGGAUGUUCUGUACCGCGCUAGAGGCUCUCCUAGCAGCCCCGCAUCCCGAGUCUGAAGCCUUUUGCCUGGCAGCAAGCGCAGCCACUCCGGUGUGGGUUCUCAGCUGCUGUGCUGAUCCCUCGGGCAGUGGAGCUUAAAGGCAGUGGAAGUUGGCAUUCUUGGCUCCAAUGGUCUCCAAUGUCUGCCCACCUUCACGGUGCCGUGCACGGGGAAAGAGCUGGGCAGGCAGUGGUCGAGGGACAGGGCAGCUUGGCCCCUGCCAUGAGGCUCUUGCAUGAUGCAGGCUUGUGAUGAAGUCAGUAAACCACAGCCUGCCGCGAGCACGCUCCGGGCUGGUGCUUUCCGCUGCGGGAGGCACUUGCCAUGUCCGCUCCCGGGCUCGGCAGCCCAGCCACGCUCCGUCUCCAGCAACAUGGACCAGCGGGAGAUUCUGCUGCAGAACCUGGAAAGGGCUCAAGGCAAGAAGCUCAACCGAGAAGAGUUUGUAGAGGAGUUUUUGAAGCUGAAAAGGCAGUCAACAAAGUACAGAGCGGAUAAAAUCUACCCCACAACAGCAGCUGAGCAACCAGAGAACAUCAAGAAGAACAGAUACAAGGACAUCUUACCCUUUGACCACAGCAGAGUGGAGCUGUCCCUGAUUACAUCGGAUGCAGAUUCUGAUUACAUCAAUGCCAACUUCAUCAAGGGUGUCUAUGGGCCAAGAGCAUACAUUGCAACCCAAGGUCCUCUCCCCACCACUGUCAUUGAUUUCUGGAGGAUGAUUUGGGAGUAUAAGGUCCUGGUUGUGGUCAUGGCUUGUAUGGAGUUUGAGAUGGGGAAGAAGAAGUGUGAGCGGUACUGGGCAGAGGUGGGCGGCUCUCCGCUGCAGUGUGGCCCUUUCUCCGUCGCCUGUGAAGCUGAAGAGAUGAAAACCGAGUUUGUGAUCAGGACUUUAAAGGUGACCCUGAACGAGGAAAUCCGUACCGUCCACCAGUUCCACUAUAGAAAUUGGCCAGACCACGACAUCCCCUCAUCCAUUGACCCCAUUCUGGAGCUCGUAAGUGAGAUACGCUGCUACCAGCUGGAUGACAGCAUCCCCAUCUGUGUCCACUGCAGUGCCGGCUGCGGGAGAACCGGGGUCAUCUGUGCAGUUGACUACACCCAGAAGCUGCUGAAGGAUGGGAUUGUUCCGGUGAACUUCAGCAUUUUCAGUCUGAUGCAGGAGAUGAGGACGCAAAGGCCAACCCUGGUGCAGACCAAGGAGCAGUAUGAACUGGUUUACGAUGCGGUGAUCAAGCUCUUCCAGAGGCAAAUUAAAGCACUCAGCACCCAGGAGGAUUCUGCUGCUUCACAGGCACAGACAAGACAUCUUGUAGCCAAGCCAUCACCAGCUCCAGUGGAAGAUCUUUAUUCUCUCAGAUUACUGACCUGCUCGGAGCAAGAGGAGCAGGAUGUACAUCAGCGUUUUCCUCCGGUGGCACAAAGCAAAGCCCCUCCGGCACCGUCCUCUGCCCCAGGAGCACACGGCAGCUCUGGAGGCAGGGUCCCUCCCAUCAGACAGGCAAUCUCCUUCGGCAUGUUGAACUUUGCUGGCUGUAGGAUGGCAGCUGCCGCUGAGAAGUGGGAUGCUAGGGACACUCUCCAGAAGCACCACAGCUUAGAGCUCAACAGCAUUGCUCCCGAGCAGCUGCUCCUAAACCUGGAUCCGAAGGGCGCAGGCAGGAAGGGGCCUCGUGGCACAGCACCCCUGACUCGAACUGCAUCGACCCCUUUUGUGCUGGCACAGCGGGGAGAAGGCUGGGAAUGGGAUGGAGAGGACACAAAACCAGUCUCGAGCGCACAGUUGCCAAACGCCUGUUAUUCGAGCUCUCAAGUGAAGAAACAGGAUGGAUUCUCCUCUGUGGAACUGUACCACUCAAGCCGAGAUGCAGAUGGCCCCCCAAGACACAGAAACCGUGGGCCAUGUCCUCUCCCUCACUUCUGCUCAGCAGAAGACCCCUACUUCUCUUCACUCUCGCCAGACGACCCUGCGUCUCCAGCGUUUGGCAAGUCCUUCGUGGAGGGGCAGGAUGCUCUUCUCCCAUCUCGUGCCGUGGCAGCCCCGCUGCUGCCCGCCAGCUCCCCACCACCCCGGUCCGUGUCCCCUCACGCUCCCUCGCUGACCGACGCUGGGAGAUCUGCCUCGACCAUCCUGCCACAGCCAGACGACGACAAUCCUCCGCCCCUGCCCAAGCGAACUCCGGAGUCCUUCAUUGUGGCCACUGAUCCUGGACAAUUUCCUCUGGCCACUUCUGAUUUUCAGCUUCCAACCAGAACUAGAAGUAUCGGAACGUCUUUGGAGUGGAGUGGGGAGUCUCACUCAGAGGUGUUUACUGACUCAGUGAGACUGAGACUAUGUAAGAGCGUGAAGCUUCAGAGCCCACAAACAGAGGCAGCCCCGGAUUGCUCUGAAUCUCCUCCUCCGCUUCCUGUAAGAACCCCGGAGUCAUUUGUUCUCGCUGAUGCAGCAAGUCUGCAGCCUGCCGCAAGAAAUUCUGCGGGCUCGGAGAACAACGCUUCAGAAACAUCAUUGAAAGAGACGACGAAAUGCUUCAGGAGAAGCAAGAGCUUGAAAAUCUUGAAGAAUAUGAAAAACAGCAUCUCCAGCCCGUUUGCACUGACAAAGCCAUCGGAACCGGCCCCGUCAAACCAUCCCAGGUCUUUUCUGAGUUUUGGCUUUGCGAAUCGAUUUUCAAAACCCAAAGGACCAAGAAAUCCCCCACCAGCCUGGAACGUUUAGAUAUCUCCUAUAGAUUUGGCAUUACAGAUUUGUAAAGUCCUUCUGGUGCACUUUAAGUGCUCAUUCCAGUAGGUUUUCUACCAAAAUAAAUAUAUCAAAGGCUGUUGCAUGGUACUUGCAGCUCAGGCACCACUUGCACGUUCUCCAUCAACUAAAGUUCUAAGGUAAAGAAGACAAAAGUACCAGGAGCACCUUUGGUUAAUUUACUACAGGACAUAAACUAACACUGGGAACAGACGUUUUAUCCCAAGGAGGGAUAUAUUUUUGUUGUGUUUUGGAACUUAUUCACUUUAAAGGGACGGAUUUGAGCUCUCUGAAACAAAGCAGUGCACACUGGUGACAGGAUCCAGCGAAGACUUUUGAGUGAUAUGGAGCAGACCAAAGCCGAACAAGACUGUGGAUUGCGCAGAUGCUGCCUCUGUGCAACUUCACUCACCUGUGCAGGUCUGCCAUAAUCAGAGACUCGCACCUCUUCAGAUGUUUACAUUACUUGGACCGAAAGAGAAUCGGCAUCUCAGAUUGCAGAAAUAAUAUUUCUCUAAGUGUUUUUUUUCCAUCUGAGUGAAUCAGAUAACUUCUCUGGAUUUUUGGUCAAUAAGACCAAGAUGCUCACUGACCACACAGGAACUGAACCGCUGUGAUGGACCGCAGAAUGAGCUGACCCAGCUGCCCUCGCCAUCUGAAUAAAACCAAACCAAACCACCAGGACAGCAAGCAGAGUAUCACUGUGUUUUUAAAGCAAUGCUGGUUUUAAGGAUUUAUGAUUUUAGAUGGCUAUGUUGGAAAAGGAGAUUCCUAACCAGAUUCCAGUGCUAUUUGUAUCCUCAGUGUGGAUGGAUAAAGACAAUGGAAACUGCUGUAUGGCAGUAAUUUCCCGUAGAGAGAGAAAAAAAGAAAAUGGGAUUUGGGGAGUUGGUUGAGAAAGGAAUCUACUGACAACUGGAACAGAGAGCUCAAGCUGCUCUAAAGCCACUGGUGCCGGCGCAGCCCAGAGGCGCCUGCCUUGGUGCCCAAAGGCGUCGCCUGUUCUUUCAAGGACAGAGACCCACAACAGCCCUCACCCUGUUUACAGUCCUGCUGCCGAUAUUUGUGUGUUGUACCAUUGUAUCAGUCAGCGAAGCCAUCCAGACGGACGCUGCCUUAGCGUGACGGUGGUGGGCGUGGGGGCUGAGCUGCUGUCGCCAGGUCACCCUUCUAACAGCGACACCAGCCCACGGGAGGCUUUACCCCACUGUUGCUCGAAAAGCCGUUCGAGCAGUGGGGUGUUAUCAAUGAAGUGGUUUAUGAUGUGUGAGAAGUGCUGUAGAAAUAAAGUGUA